Molecule: messenger RNA, 1648 nt
Organism: Tripterygium wilfordii
Lineage: Eukaryota; Viridiplantae; Streptophyta; Magnoliopsida; Celastrales; Celastraceae
Product: protein gar2
Exons: 4
Coding region: 93-1457 (454 amino acids)
Molecular function (GO): RNA binding; zinc ion binding
Source: RefSeq, a predicted model, not a curated record
CCGCAAAGUGCAGACCCCUGGUUAGGGUUUUUCUGUCCUCUCCCUGUCGCACUUUUCAAUCUCCAACGUUGAGGUGUAAUCGUUUCAAACAAAUGGUGUUAUCAAAUAAGAAGCUAAAGCAGAAGCUGCGGACGGCAACGGAAGAUACUUUAAUCGGAAGUGAAUGCAACGAUGAAUUGAACCCAGACACGAAUUCGCAGCUCAAAGAGUUGUUACACACAGCGCAAAGGAAACCCAGAUUGUCAAAGCGAGAGAAACGAAGAAAAAAUGUUUCUUUGAACGUUUUAGAUAGCAUCCGAAAGGGAAGCAAUGGACUUGUCAGUGAGGAGAACAAGAAUAAGCGAAAAGCUGAAGAUAAGAAGGAAGAUGGGGUAGUCGGUUUGGUUGCUGAUGAAGAAAACGGUGAAAAAAAAGGGAAAAAGAAAAAGAGGAAGAGAGAUGAACGGGGAGAGAGUGGAGGUGUGGGUAGUGAAGAGAAGGAAGGAACAGUGAAGGAGGCGAUUAGGGCGACAAGCACAAAGAAGAAGAAAAAGAAGAAAAAGACGAAAAAGCAGGAGAAGAAGGGAAAAGAAGAGGGAGAGAAGCUCGAAAGUACAGAGGAAGGAACGACAGAGGCUAAUAAAAGUGAUGGCAGUCAAGUGGAUGUGGAUGACUCUACAAAAGUAUAUGUUGGUGGCAUUCCUUAUUAUUCGACUGAGGAUGAUAUUCGAAGUUUCUUUGAAGGAUGUGGGACUAUCACUGAAGUUGAUUGUAUGAAGUUUCCAGAGACUGGGAAGUUUAGAGGGAUCGCUAUCCUUAGUUUCAAGACUGAAGCUGCAGCUAAAAGAGCCUUGGCCCUUGAUGGAGCUGACAUGGGGGGAUUCUAUCUGAAAAUUCAACCAUACAAAACAACUCGAGCUAAUAAAGCAUCUGAUUUUGCCCCAGAAAGAGUUGAGGGUUACAAUAGGAUUUAUCUUGGUAAUUUGUCAUGGGAUAUAACUGAAGAUGAUGUGAGGAAGUUUUUCUCAGAUUGCAAGAUAUCAUCUAUACGUUUUGGUAUGGACAAGGACACUGGCGAAUUCCGAGGCUAUGCCCAUGUUGAUUUCUCUGAUAGUCUUUCACUGUCAAUGGCUCUGAAGUUGGAUCAGGAGUUUGUUUGUGGAAGACCUGUCAAGAUAAGUUAUGCGGUUCCUCUGAAAAGAGCAAAUAACCAUCCAAAAUCUGUGCCUGCAAGUAACACUGCUGAUAAAUCUGUGCCUGCAAGUAACAAUACUGAUAAAUCUGUGCCUGCAAGUAACAAUACUGAUAAAUCUGUGCCUGCAAGUAACACUACUGAUGAUGAGGAAUUGAAGUCCACCAGUACUGGCAAGAUGAGGAGGAGGACGUGCUAUGAAUGUGGUGAAAAGGGCCAUAUUUCUACGGACUGCCCGAAUCCGAAGAAGUUAACUGCUGAUCAAACAAAUCCCACCACUAGUUAGACAUGUACGAUAUCAUCAUUGUCUUUCUUUCCAACUGAUCACAUUUUUAGUGAAGCAUAGAUCUUCUGAUUGUUGAAGAGAACUUUAUUGCUAUUUAUAUUUGUUAGGGGAGCCAUGAAGGGUGCUGAUAGUCUGAUACUGUUCUGCAAAUGAUAUUGUCUCUUGUAGCAGGGGUGCUGGAUUUUAUUGUC